Athalia rosae (coleseed sawfly) is the source of this 9792-nucleotide messenger RNA. RefSeq names its product casein kinase I (gene gish). Gene Ontology annotation, biological process: peptidyl-serine phosphorylation; signal transduction; positive regulation of canonical Wnt signaling pathway. NCBI's taxonomy places the organism in Eukaryota, Metazoa, Arthropoda, Insecta, Hymenoptera, Athaliidae. Bases 856 to 2406 code for a protein of 516 amino acids. Gene Ontology annotation, cellular component: cytoplasm; nucleus; plasma membrane. The transcript has 11 exons. Gene Ontology annotation, molecular function: ATP binding; protein serine/threonine kinase activity. The record is from RefSeq and is a predicted model, not a curated record.
CAUUCGCCCCCUCUGGGAUUCCACCAAUCGGUAAGAACCCGCUGAACAGCAGGCCGAACGUGAACAACCGUGAACGUAACGCGAGUGCCCGGACGUAAUAAAAUAUCGGUCUGUUUUAUUUUGACAAGAGUUUUUUGUUGCGUGCGUCUAGUUUAUCAGUGUUAAUAAUCCCCGAGUGAUAAUAGUGACGUAACUUCGCGCGGUGUGGUCCUUAAAAGUUUUAAACGUUAGUGUAGGGUGGUUGUUUUAUGGGGUAACAAAAUAAGUAAAAAUCUUAGUCGGGUGUUUGUAAGUGAGUAACGUUGUAAUGGAGGUGUUGGCGCAUUGUCCUCUGUGCGGUGAGGAGGACAUGCCCAUGCGUUAUGUUCGUGGAUGUGACUAAAAAUCGCCGAGUGAUAUUAUUAAAGGGUGCUAAGGGGGAAAUGACGGGGAUUGAAAUGGGCAGUUGUAACAGCGCUCUCACAUACAAUAAAUAAAUACGACAGCCGAUAGUAUGAUCGUCGGCAGUUCGCCCCGGUUUAUACCUGAGUGACACCGAGCGGCCAUUAACUUUUCACCGUAUACAUACACCAAUAACCCCCGUCGUACACCUUCGAUAUUCACAGUUUAUAAUUCGGUUAAACAAUUUAGUUAUUACCCACAAGUUCCACCUUCGUAAAUCACACCUAUACCCAACCGGUCGUAGACACCUUCCCACAACGACCACGACCACCGAUACAAAUACAUCUACACCCCACCUACUGCUACACCUAUUCAUAAAUAACAGAAAUUCUAGCCACUGUGUUUUUUCCACUGGGUCCUGGUGAGCCCCGCCACUCUCUUAUUUGGCCUAGUGAUUAAGGGUCUAAAGAUAAAAUGCAGAAGCGUGAGGGUCGUGACCCAAGGGCCGACAAGGAAAUUACCCGAGGUAGUGAACGUGACCGGGAUCAGGACGCUGCCAAGAGGACGAUUAGGGGUAGUGGGAACGCGGUUGCCCGUGCUAAUAUGCAUGCUUCAAGGCACAGCGUUACAUCUUCCUCCGGUGUAUUGAUGGUCGGACCAAAUUUCCGUGUAGGCAAAAAAAUUGGCUGUGGAAACUUUGGCGAACUAAGACUUGGCAAGAACCUAUACAACAACGAGCAUGUGGCCAUAAAAAUGGAACCAAUGAAGUCGAAGGCGCCGCAGCUUCACUUAGAAUAUAGGUUUUACAAAUUAUUAGGGACACAUGUUCAUAACACUCAUAUAGAGGGUGUCCCGGAAGUGUUCUACUUUGGGCCUUGUGGAAAGUACAAUGCGCUGGUGAUGGAAUUGCUCGGCCCAAGCCUGGAAGAUCUAUUCGACCUCUGCGGAAGAAGAUUUUCAUUAAAGACCGUCCUUAUCAUUGCCACGCAGCUUCUUCAUAGGAUAGAGUACGUUCAUAGCAGGCACUUAAUUUACCGUGAUGUAAAACCUGAGAAUUUCCUCAUCGGGAGGAGUACGACCAAAAGAGAAAAGACAAUUCAUAUUAUAGAUUUUGGAUUAGCCAAAGAAUAUAUAGACUUGGAGACAAACAAACACAUACCUUAUCGGGAACACAAAAGCCUGACGGGUACCGCGCGUUAUAUGAGCAUCAACACUCACCUCGGAAAAGAACAGAGCAGAAGGGACGAUCUGGAAGCACUGGGACAUAUGUUCAUGUACUUUCUACGAGGUAGUUUGCCAUGGCAGGGACUUAAAGCGGAUACGUUGAAAGAACGUUAUCAAAAAAUUGGGGACACGAAACGUGCAACACCCAUAGAAGCUCUGUGCGACGGUCACCCAGAGGAGAUGGCCACGUACUUGAGAUACGUGAGAAGAUUAGACUUUUUUGAAACACCGGAUUACGAGCACCUCAGGAAAUUAUUUCUAGACCUUUUCGACAGAAGAGGAUUUGUUAACGACGGAGAAUUUGACUGGACGGGGAAGACCAUGUCAACACCAGUUGGAUCAUUGCAGACUGGACAUGAAAUUGUUGUGUCACCUAACCGAGACCGGCAUCCCACCACAAAUAAGGGUGUGACGGGUGUAGGGGUGGGUGGCGGGGGCGGUAAAGGGGUGGGCGCUGUGUGGCCCGACACAGUGAAGCAGUCGGGAGCUGGUGGUACUUUAACGCCUGCGGAUAGACAUGGCUCUGUUCAGAUCCAUACCCACCUUUGUCUCAAUCCCGCUCCCAAAACAAGGCAGAAUGUCCAAUGCUUGUUUCAAAAAUUGUCCGAAAUGCCCAAAGUAAUGGUUGUGUCUUCGACAAACGGGGAACUGGCAAAUGACGAUCCGACCGCCGGGCAUUCAAACACUCCGAUAACAGCACCUCAGGAAGUUGAGAUGGUGGAUGAGACCAAUGUUUGCUUCAUUUCCAGAUGCUGUUGCUUCUUCAAACGAAAGAAGAAGAAGAGUGCUCGACAGAAAUGACUGUCUAUGGCUGUUGGGAUUGGGGGGACUGUUCAGUGCGCAGGGGUUAGUGUUGGUGGAAAUGGAGCUAACGGUGGUCAACGUGAAACUGUUACCCUACUAAGACCGGAUUGGCGAUGCUCCGCAUCGCGAGACUCCAUACUUCAUACAACCACAACCACCACGCCUACACCUACGCCACCUCCGUUGUAAAACUAAGUGAUUAUUACCAUUAUUAUUAUUAUUAUUAUUAUUAUUAUUAUUAUUAUUAUUAUUAUUAUUACUAUUAUUAUCAUCGUCAUUAUCAUUAUUAUUAUCAUCAUCGUCAUCGUUAAUAUUAUUAGAAUUAUUCUUAUUAUUGUCGUCAUUGUCAUCAUCGUCGUCGUCAUCACCAUUGUUAUUAUUAUUAUAGCUGUUGUUGUUGUUGUUGUUGUUUGACUGAUGGUAUUAGUCAAGAGACAUCCACAUCAUCGUUCGUCCUUAUUGAAUUAUCUUUUCUUUUUCUUUUUCAUUCUCUUUUUUUCUUUUUUCUUUUCAUCUAGCUACCGUAACGUUUCGAUGAAGAAGAGAUAAGAUCAAGUGAUAAAUUAUCGAGAGAGAGAGAGAGAAAUAAAUAAAUUUAGCGUAAUUUCGUUCAUCGAUAAUUUUCAUUUUCGAUCAAUUAGUUGACAUGGGUACGCAUAAUAUCGAAAAAGUAAAGCAAAAGGGAUAAAAAAAAUUAAAAUACAAGUGAAAAUAAUAAUAACAAAUAAUGUUACAGAAUUUUAAUCACUCGUGUGCUACCUGUUUUAAUGUGAUUCUUGUCAGAGGUUUUUAAUCAUGAUUAUUAUCAUUGUCAUUAUUAUUAUUAUUUUUAUUAUCAUCAUUAUUGUCAUUAGCAUUAUUACUAUCAUCAUCGUCAUUAUCAUCGUACAAAUAAACGACUUUCUAUACAAAUAUACGAUAUACACAUAUGUAUAUAGUAUAGGUAUAGGUAACCUAUAGAGUAAAACAAUUUUCUCGGAUCAAUGAUACGAUCACGAUGAGAUAAUGUCAACUGAUUAUUUCAUCAUUAUUUUCAUUAUUAUUAUCAUUAUUAUUGUCAUCAUCGUGAGAUCGGUGAUCUUUUUUUGCCCGUUUCUCAACGGUUGUUGCUCCUUUAAUUUUUUCUGCUUUUAUCUGGUACCAGGAGUUAAUUUCCUAGGAGAAAAUAGAGAAAGUUCCACGUGAAAAAGAGAUUAUUUAAAAUUAAUUGUUUAUAAAAUAUUAAGAAAAGAGGCAAGAAAAGGUGAAACGCUAUCAGGUGAUGUCGCUUGAAAUCAAGAACGCGAACAAAGAAACGAGAAGCAAAACGAAAAUAAAAAAGAAAAGAAAGAAAGAAAAAAAAAAUUAAGUAGAAAUAAAUAUGUAUACAUACAUGUGUACGUACGUAUGUAUAUAUCUGUAAUCGGAUGAUGAAAAAAAGCAUUUUCUGAUUCAGUGAUGAAAACUAGAGGAGAAUAAAAGAAGGAAAUCAAGAGAAAUUUUGAGAUCGUUUACUGAUCGAUUUGUAGUAUAAAAAAAAGAAAGAAUAACAUAAAAAAAAGAAACGAAAAAAUAUGUAUUACGUUUUUAGCCUGCUUUUUUCAUUAUUACUACUAUUACUACUACUACUACUAAUGCUAUUACUACUACUACUAAUACUACUGCUAUUAUUACUACUACUGCUAGUACUACACCAACGUUGCUAUGUUAUAAUGAUGAUGAAAAAUGGGGAGAAAUGAGAGGAAGAAAACAAGAGCAAACAAAGAAAUAAUGAAACAAGAAAGAAAGAAAAUUAUUAUUAACGUAGUUUUGUCAGUAGUAAUAGUUAUAUACCCUGUAAUGAAAUAUGUUAGUAUAUCAAUUCCCGAAACAAAAACGAAAAACAAACAGUUUAUACGUAUAAAAAAUAAGGUUGUUGAAAACUCUGGAUUUGAUGAAAGCAUUCAAUGGCUAAGCCGGCCUUAGUUUAUCGUAAUUAUAAUAAUAACAAUAAUAAUAUUAAUAAUAACGAAUAAACAAUUAUAUUAUCAAUAAUAUCAACGAUACGAUAAUUUUUAUUUUUAACGAAUUGAAAGAAAAAAGAAUUUAUUACUAAGAAAAUCACGUGAAAACGAAGAAAUUAUUUUUCGUCGUACGCACUUCUUGCUUUUAGAUGAAAAAUUAAUUCGAAGUUUGAAAAAAGAACACACGAACACAGGAUAUAGACACAGGCAAACUCAAACUUUCACCGGUGUGGCUGGUGAUUUUUUAUUUGUUUUUAUUAUAAUUUUAACCGCACCAUUUUUUUAUUCUAUUUUCCUUAUCUAUUUAUUUCAUCUUUCUUUCAUCUACAUGAAAGGACUGACCGACGCGAAUAAAAUAACAAAAAAAAAAAACGAAUAGAUAAUAAUUUGACAAAAAUUAAAUAGCAAAAAAUCAUUUCAGCGAUUAAAAUAUAUACUUCCAUCGUAUAUAUCUCAUCAUCAUCGAUUAGUUUCCUCGACAAUCAUUGACCUCGACAUUAUUUCGAAGAAAAACCCGGUAAAAAAAUCAUCGGCUUUCAAAUGAUAUUAACGUAAAAAAAAAAUAGAUAAGUAAAUUUGAAAGAAAAAAAUUUUUUUAAAAAUGGAAGGGGAAAAACAGUAAAAAAAAAGGAGAGCUAAGAAUUAGUAAUAUUACAGUAAUCGUUUAUACGAGUUAAGUAUAAUAACCGAGUGACCAAAAUUUCUAGGUAAAUUAAUCCAAAUCUCGUGGAUAGAUAGAAGAAAAUGAAAACACAUCAUACACACACAAACACCAAAACAAAUUAUAUAUGUAUAUAGGUAUAUGUAUAUCCCAUUUUCGAUGAUUGUACGAAAACAAUAACGUACGCAUUCAACUGUAUUGAUAUUCGUGCUCGAUAAUUAGUUUGUUUAUUUAUUCACGUCAAUAUUUAUUUAUAUUUAUUCAAUUCACAUCAUUGCGAAUGUAAUUGUUUUAUUUUUAUUAUUUUCAUUCUCUUUCAUUUUUUACUUUCCUUCUCCGAUUUUUUUUUUUUUUUCUCUUAACACAUCCAAACGGCGAACUACUCCUAUGCAUUCCAUUAUAGAUAAGUUAUCCAAUAUAUGUGUGUGUAACGAUUUUCUAUAUCGUCGAGUCAAGUGCCUGAUCAUAUUGAUUUUUAAAAAUUUUCAAAUUGUUCAAUUUUCACCCCUGUUCUUCGACCAACAAAAUGAUUUGAAACCAAAAAAAAACCAAAGUAACUAACAAUUCAUAUCCAGCCAUUUGAUAACUACUCUCCUUCCUCCCCACCCCCUGUAAUUGACCGUACUGACACGGGAAAAAUGUAAAAUGUAUUUCUUAUUAAAAAAACAAAUAUUGAAAAAUAAAUUAAAAAAAAUUGAAAAAAAUCGUGAAAGAAGGAAAGAAAGAAAAUUGAAAAACCGUAUAAGAUGAUGAAAAACAAAUUAAAUAGACACAAUCAUAGAUAUAUCUAUGAUACAAUAUACAUGAGUAUAGAUAUACCUGUUUAUCAAUUAUCGUUUCUAUUCUUUGGGGAUUUGAGCGAGCCGAUGGAGAAAAUUUGGCGAAAGAAAAAUUCGCAAACAGAAAACCAACAGAGAAGAGAAAUAGGAAAAAACUCGUUUUUUUUUUAUUCUUUCUUUCUCUUUUCUCUCUCUCUUUAUUUCUCAUCUCUCUCUCUAUUUCUCUCUAUCUACACACAGAAGAAUUAAUUUUCUUUUCUUUCUUUAUUUAUUUUUUUCUCUUGAAUUUUACGAACACAGAUAUCAUCGUCAUCAUCCUCUAAUCAUUCGUGUUUUUGGCGAUAUGAAAAUAUUCAAACAAUAAUAAUAACAAUAAAAAAAAUAAUAAUAACAACAACAUUAUAAAAAAAAAAAAAAUCCACUAAUAAACGAAUAUACCAAGUUACUGCGGGUCGGGAAUGGUUGUGAAUCCAAUUAUACUUAUUAAUAUUAAUAUCACGUUAUUGUUAUUGUUGUUGUUGUUGUUAUUAUUAAUAUUAUUAUUGUCGUUAUCAUUCACACCUACUUUCCAUAUGUACGAUUGCGUCGCCCAAAUGCAGAAGAAAGGAAAUCAAAACGAGAGAAAAAAUACGAUUCAUUGAAAUUAUUGCAUCUACCCUACAGUAUAUAUGUAUGAUAAUUAGAUUAUUGAUAUCAAAUAUAUAUAUAUAGAGAGAGAGAGAGAGAGUUAAUCGAUUUGUACGUAUAGUUGUACGAAAGCGAAACGAAACUAGAGAAGAGAAGAAAAUGAACCAGAAAAAGAAAAAAAUAUCAAUUACACAAAUAUUCUCAAUUCGCAUAUCGAAACGAGAAAUGAAAACGAAAGAAAAAAAUAAUAAAAAAACCUCCGUUAGAAAUUGCAAUACUUUUCGUUAAGUCGAAAACAAAAAUAGAAAAUGGAAAAUCAAAUAGAAAACCAAGAAAAAAAAGGGUGAAAAAAGAAAUACUCAUCUUGCUCCGUCGAACUGUAUUUUGUAUUAUAGUAUACGCUCUCGACAGUAUUAUGAAAACAAUUAAAGAAUAAUUUUCGUUAUCUUCGUUUCUCUUGCAUCGUAAAAUUUCAUAUGCUAUCAGGGAAAAGAGGAAAAAAAAAAAAAAUUGUUCACUAACGAAUCGUCAAGACGCACAUCUGCCGCGGUGCAGUGUAGAAACUAUUGGGGACAAUAUUUGUUAAGAGAUAAAAGCAAAUGCGAAUUACGGCGAUGAAGAUAACAACGAUAAUAAUGAUGAUGAUAUUCAUACGAACAAUUAUGUUAACAACAACAGCAACAACAACAAUAAUUAUAAUAAUCAUAACAAUGACGACGGUCGAUUUACUCGAAGAGUCGGUUGCGCCUUGCUUGAGCAAAAGGAAAAAUGUUUUUUUUUCCUUUUUCCUUUUCUCUUUGUUUUUUCUUCUCUUUUCGCAUACCACUCGCGGUGUCGCGUGGAAAGGAAUGUUUUUGGGUAUUGACAAAACGAAAGUGAGUCACUUGGAAGAGCGCCGAGUGAAACCAACAAAAAAGGAGAAAAGAAAAGAAAAGUCGAAAAGUAAACACAACUUGGGGUAGAAAAAAAUUUUGUACAAUAAUAUUAUUGAUAAUAGUAAUAAUAAUAAUAUUAUUAAUAAUAAUAAUAAACAGUAAUAUUAAUAAUAAUAAUAAUGAUUACAUGGAUAUAAAGAUUAAGUAUUCGAUAAAACUGAAUUUACGUUUUGUAUUUUUAUCGCUAGGAGUUUCGUUUGAUUUCUAUUUUAUUUUUUUCAUUUUUUUUUCUCGUUAUGUUCCGUUUUUCGUUUCGUUUCGUUUCUUGUUCGGUAUAGCGCGUGCAUGGUAUGGUUUUGGUGUAAAAUUUUCGUCCCGAAUUUUGUUGUUGUUGUUGUUUAUUUUUCUUUUAAUCCUAAUCUCGACGCGUUUCGUAUAGACAGCCGAUAUUACCGUGACCCUAUGGAAGAAAAAUUUGAGGAGAGAAAGAAAAGAAAAAUGAAAAUAGAAAAUCUUCGAAGUCAGAUGUAUAAUGGCAGCUCGGAUUUGUUUUUUAUUAAUAAUGUGAUUAUGAAAAUGAUUAAUUGAAAAUCAAUAAUCAUUAAAGUAAUGGAACAAACGCGGGGGGGGGGGGGGGACGACCCAAAAAGCAACAAAACGAAACAAAGCCAAACAAAUCAGAUGUAAACUAAUUACGAUGGUAAUAAUGACAGUAAUAAAAGUAAUGAACCAAAAUUUCAUUUUCAAAAAACCAAAUAGAAAAAAAAAACACACACACACACAACAACAACAACGACAACAAAGUGAAAUAGUGCUGCUAAACGAAAAUAUCCGAAGACUUUCGUUAUGUGAUAAAAAGAAAAACAAAAAGAAAAAAUAGUAAAAGUAAAAGAAAAAUGAAAAAUAAUAUUAGAAAUAAGAAUCGAAAAAUCGAUGUGUUACCAUCAUCUCGAUAAAAGAAAAGUCUUCGGGUAAGUCGAUUGAUUUUGAAAGUUUGAAAUGAAAAUGUUUUUUUUCUUUUUUCUUCUUUUUUUCUUCUUCAUUAAUAUUAUGGUAAAUAGAAUUAGUUAUAAACAAUUAAAUUGAAGAGAGAAAGAAAGAAAGAAAGAAAGAAAGAUGAGGCGAUAGAAUGAAAUUGUGAAAUAUAUGUGACAAAGAAAAUUGUUGCGACGAUACUAUUAUAUCCCUGAAAUGCUUUCAUUAAUUAAUAGUAGAAUUGUAACGAUAUAGGAGGGUUGAAAAGCUAGGGAGAAACAAAAAUAUAAUUAUACGUAUAUAAAUAGUGUGCCCGGGGAGGAAAAAUGAAGUGAUGGAAUAAAUAACGAAAGCGAAGUUUAUUCGGAAACGAUAAUUUAUCUGCUCGGAUGAUUUUCAAAAGUUAAUCAAUGACUUGUGGGUGGGUCGAAUUGUAAAUAUCGAAACAAACAAAAAAAAGAAAAAAAAAAAAAAAAAACGAUAACAUUGAAAGCGAAUAUUGAUUGAUCGAUCGAAAUAUUGAAAACAAGUGUAUUUAGUUUUCUUAUUUGUUAGUAAGACGUAUUAGGUUGUUUUCACCUUAACGAACUAUUAGUUAUUAUUAUUAUUAUUAUUAUUGCUAUAAUAAUAAUUAUUUUUAUCGUUAACUAAUUACAUCAUAUAUUAUCGAAAUGAUAAUCAUUGAUCAUGAUUUAUAUAUGAUGAAAAUAAAAAAUUAGAAAAAAAAUUAAAAUAACUCAUGAGAACAGUGGCAGUAUAUACAUAUAUAUCUAUAAAAAUCGAUCUCUCCAAAGAUUGGAUUAAAUUAUAUCCAGCGGUACGUGCCGCGGGGAGGGAAGGGAGGGAAGGGUUUUUAAAAAAGAAAAAAAAAAAAAAAAUCUAACUAACUGAGAACCAAGAUAAAAUGUUGAUCGUUAAUUUUUCAUUUAUAAAUGUGACCGUCGUCGUCGAUUCAGUGUUUUAGAUUUAAUUAAUUACUAUCACUUGUAUAUUGUUAUUAUUGCCAAUUCAUUACAAUUAUAGGUACGUACCUAACAUCCAUUUCAUUUAAUUGUUAUCCGAUAUGUUCAAUUUAUAAAACGUGCGUUUUAACGCUUUUUUUUCUCUCUCUUUCUUUCAAAUAUUCUAUUUCAAUCGAUCAUCGCGUACAUCAGAUACGUGUGAUACGCAAAGCCGAGAUGAUCUAUACACGUAUAUUAUGUGACUCGGAACGAAAAACUCGAGAAAAAAUAAAAAGAAAAAGAUAAAAAUUAAGGAGACUAGAAACACAUCUUCGAUCAUCCUUUGAAAUCGCGUCGUUAUAGAUUAGCUAAGUUUUUCUUAUACCUCUGUACUCUCUAUACAUAUAUGUAUAUUUAAAAAUUAACGUCGAGAUCGAAUAUUGAUAUCGAUAAAUGUAUACAAAAAAAGAAAAAGAAAAAAAAACGAGCACAGACAAAGGUGAGAUGGGGAAUAAUUAAUACAAAUCAACAUAAAAUACAAGG